Molecule: messenger RNA, 1437 nt
Organism: Paecilomyces variotii
Lineage: Eukaryota; Fungi; Ascomycota; Eurotiomycetes; Eurotiales; Thermoascaceae
Product: putative bis-tetraphosphatase
Exons: 2
Coding region: 136-1197 (353 amino acids)
Biological process (GO): nucleotide metabolic process
Molecular function (GO): ATP:ADP adenylyltransferase activity; ATP binding
Source: RefSeq, a predicted model, not a curated record
AACUGAGAUUGGAACCCCCGCGUCAUCGCGCCGAGCGUCGGAAAAUCAAGCUCUCCCCCGCAUUGUCUCCAACACUCUCCGUUGCAGUCGACACUGCUCCAAGAUCGUUCCUCCACGCCAGGCUACCUUUCCAAGAUGCUGUUAGGGCUUCCAGAAAACCUGUCCACUCUGGUGGGCAGACGAUUCACAGCUGCGAAAGAAUCCAACCACAUUGUGUUUUCAAAGACGCAGCUAACAACACUUCAUGCAUCUGGCAUUCCGUAUCAAUUACGCUACUGUCCUGCACUAGCAAAGAAGCAGAACCAAGCUCCCAAAGUCGACGAAAAGAAGGGCCCCAGACCAGAUCCGUUCGAGAACCCCUCGCCCGACCUUCUCAUCGCAGAGGUACCACAGGAGCAACCACGCUACGCCCUCGUUCUGAACAAAUUUCCCGUCAUCGCGAACCACUUCAUCCUCGCGACAAAAGCCUGGAAGUCCCAGACGGAUAUCCUCGAAAAGGAGGACAUUGAAGCGACCUAUGCGUGUCUGCAGAGUUGGGAUGAGACAACAACAACAGAUGGAGUUCGAGAUCGAGGCCAAGGUCUCGAUGCUGCUAAGAGGCUGUUUGCCUUCUAUAACUCUGGAGAGGAGAGUGGGGCUAGUCAGCCUCAUAGGCAUAUACAGUUCCUGCCUGUCGAGGCGAUGCGCGAGUCUGAAUCUGAUGCGUGGAGGCCGCUCGUGGAUCACUUCGCGACCGAGAAGGUGACCAAGACUGGAGCUGGAUUGCUCGUGUUGCCGCAGCUGCCUUUUGUACAUUUCGCUAGGGAUAUCCCGUCGAAUCCUUCUGCGGAUGUUCUUCACGAGAUCUAUCUUUCGUUGUAUAAAGCAGCGGUGACUGCUGCACGGGGUGCUUCUUCGGAAGACUCGUCACGAACGGAGGGUCCCGCGGCCGUCAGCUACAACCUUGCCAUGACCUUAUCCACAAUGAUUAUCUGCCCUCGACGGAGGGAAAAGGCCCAAUUGACCAUCAACCCGCAGCACGCGGCUGAUGUGCACCAGGCGGGUACUCUGUCGUUGAACGGAACAAUCCUUGCGGGUACACUGAUGGUCAAGGCUGAGGCUGAAUGGAACGAACUGCGCAAGAACCCAGAGAACUUGAACGCUGUUCUUGCCGAAAUUUCUUACCCCAGGUCUGAUGGUACAGAUCGCUCUUCAUGACCGGCUGUGAGCCUCUCUGCCUUCACGACACAGCUACGACAUUAUGUGCAUUUGAACUUUAUCGCAUUAUUGAUCUUUCCCAUUCUGCAUGCCGAUGUCUAUGGCAGUUCUAGCAAACGACUAUCCAAUACCAAUGUACAGUGGAAGCUCCUAAAUAAAUCUAUAUUAUAUGUCCCCUUGACGAUGUAUGCACAAAAAGGAAACAAAUAGGAAAAGGAAUUAUCAAUCACAGGCGUGUCA